AUGUUUUGGACUGUAGGAAUAGUGUUUAUUUUUCUGUUUCUACCUAAAGAGAUUAAGUCACAAUGUCCAGCGUUGGUGAAAGGCAAGGAAUGUUGUCCUACUAACACUUGUCCUACACAACCACCUUGCUCCAUAUUAAUGAAUCAACUGGGACCAUUUGGAGAAUGUAUAUACCUUGAAGCUAAGGCUAGAAACAGACAACCAGCAGAAAUAGGACAUAAAUGGAUCCUGGAUUGUAGAUACCAAGGUUUAUGUAAAUAUGAUGUGGGAGCCUGUCAGUUUAUAGAGAAGACUAUUGUCACUCAGACUUGUUACAGAACUCACAGAAUUCGUGUUUCUGAUUGGAAGAAAGAAGUUGGAUGUGAAUGA
Molecule: messenger RNA, 369 nt
Organism: Lottia gigantea (owl limpet)
Lineage: Eukaryota; Metazoa; Mollusca; Gastropoda; Lottiidae
Exons: 2
Coding region: 1-369 (122 amino acids)
Source: RefSeq, a predicted model, not a curated record